This is a messenger RNA of Letharia columbiana, 2622 nucleotides long. RefSeq lists its product as uncharacterized. The transcript is spliced from 7 exons. Gene Ontology annotation, molecular function: peptide binding; metalloaminopeptidase activity; zinc ion binding. Gene Ontology annotation, cellular component: cytoplasm. The record is from RefSeq and is a predicted model, not a curated record. Gene Ontology annotation, biological process: proteolysis; peptide catabolic process. NCBI's taxonomy places the organism in Eukaryota, Fungi, Ascomycota, Lecanoromycetes, Lecanorales, Parmeliaceae. Bases 1 to 2622 code for a protein of 873 amino acids.
AUGGCUGCCGCGGAUCGAAACAUCUUGCCUGAUACCGUCCAAGCUAUCAAUUACGACAUUGGGCUCUUCGACCUUGAGCUUGGCGGUGCUUUUAGCUUCCAAGGGAUUGUAAAGAUCCAAGUCAAGAUUAAGUCGGCGACCAAGAGUAUUACUCUGAACGCUCAUCAUUUGACGAUCCAUGAAGGCGAAAUCUCUGGUCAAAAAACUACUGAUGUCUCUUACGACGAGAAGUCACAGCGCGUCACCUUGGUCUUUCCAGAGGAAAUCAGUGCCUCUACUGAUGCUGUGCUCUCUAUCCGAUAUGCUGGUACCAUGAAUAAUAGCAUGGCCGGGUUUUACAGAUCCAAGUAUAGGCCAACAGUUACGCCCGUGGAGUCUGUCCCUAUGGACGGAGAGCACCAUGUCAUGUUUUCUACCCAAUUCGAAUCUAGCGACGCGAGAAGAGCCAUUCCAUGCUUUGACGAGCCAAACCUCAAAGCUACAUUCGAUGUUAGUAUUGAGAUCCCGGAGGACCAAAUAGCACUUAGCAAUAUGCCUGAGAAAGAGGUCAAGCAAGGAAGAGCUGGCCUGAAAACGGUAGUUUUCGAAAGAACCCCAGUGAUGAGUACUUACCUUCUUGCAUGGGCCUUCGGAGAUUUCGAGUACGUGGAAGGCUUCACACAGAGAGAGUACCAAGGCAAGCAGCUACCAUGCAGGGUCUACACCACCAAAGGCUUGAAGGAGCAGGGACGCUUCGCUCUUGAGAAUUGUCAUCAGGUAGUGGACUACUUUUCCGAGAUCUUCAAGAUCGAUUAUCCACUACCAAAGAUGGACCUCCUCGCAGUCCAUGAAUUUUCUCACGGCGCUAUGGAGAACUGGGGCUUGGUCACCUACAGAACGACCGCUGUCCUUUUUGACGAGAAACAAUCAGACGCCAAGUACAAGAACCGUGUGGCAUAUGUAGUAGCGCACGAACUAGCCCAUCAGUGGUUUGGUAAUCUCGUUACCAUGGAUUGGUGGAGUGAGCUGUGGCUCAACGAAGGCUUUGCAACUUGGGUUGGUUGGCUGGCGGUCGACCAUCUAUAUCCCGAUCACGAGGUCUGGAGCCAGUUCGUCACGGAAGCUGUGCAGACUGCUCAGAAUUUGGAUUCUUUGCGAGCCUCUCAUCCAAUUGAAGUUCCUGUUCGAGAUGCUCUUGAGGUGGAGCAAAUAUUCGAUGCAAUCUCGUAUUUGAAAGGGAGUUCGGUGAUUAGGAUGCUGUCUGGUCAUCUAGGCGUAGACACAUUUUUGGGAGGAGUCUCUGCGUACCUCAAGAAGCACGCCUACGGUAACGCAACUACCAACGAUCUUUGGGCAGCGUUGAGCAAAGCAUCUGGAAAAGAUGUCAAUGUUUUCAUGGAUCCAUGGAUCAGAAAGAUCGGAUUUCCGGUCCUUACUGUCGCAGAAGAGCCCGGGCAAAUUGGCGUCCGCCAGUCCCGUUUCCUCCAAACAGGGGACGUAAAAGGCGAAGAGGAUGAGACCCUAUGGUGGGUUCCGCUAGGUUUGAAGACAGAUCCAAAAGCAACGGGAGCCGCCACAAAAGCCUUGACCAUCAAAGAAGACACGCUCCGUGACGUGGAUGAGACGUUUUACAAGCUCAACAGCGAUCAGGUAGGCUUUUACCGCACCAAUUACCCGCCGGCAAGACUGGAAUCGCUUGGUAAAGAGAGACACAAGCUCAGUGUCGAGGACAAGAUCGGCCUGGUUGCAGAUGCCGCAGCAUUGGCUGUUGCUGGUCAAGGUACAACAGCUGGGUUCUUGGUCUUGGUCGAAAAGUUCAGCGAUGAAAAGAACAAAGCCGUCUGGUCCCAGAUUAUUAGCUCGCUCGGCAACAUUCGGUCCAUAUUUGCGGACAACGAAACACUCGCCAACGGACUGAAAGCGUUUACUUUGCGUCUUGUUACACCGGCGACCGAAGAGAUAGGAUGGGACUUUGCUCCAAACGAGAAUUUCUUGACAGGACAGAUGCGCGCUCUGUUGAUAAGUACUGCAGGCAAUGCAGGCCAUGCGAAGACGAUCGCCGAAGCAAAGCGUCGCUUCCAGGCCUACCAGAGGGGUGAUCGCUCAGCUGUCCAUCCCAGUCUCCGCCUAGCUGUCUUCCAGAUCGUAGUCCGCGAAGGAGGGAAAACCGCUUAUGAAGCCGUUCUCAAUGAAUAUACCAGCACCACAUCCAUUGACGGAAAAGAGACUUGUUUGCUAGCGCUAGGCAAAGUACAAACAACCGAUCUCGUCAAAUCCUUCCUCGACUUCCAAUUCUCCGACAAGGUUGCCCUCCAGGAUGUCCAUACUGGCUCGGUCUCGCUAGCUGCGAACUCCAAGGUUCGCAACGCCCUGUGGCAGUAUAUCAAGGAAAACUGGGAUCCAAUAAGCAAGAAACUCUCGGCUUCUUCAGUGGUGAUGGAUCGCUAUCUCAAGACGUGUUUGUCAAAAUUUGCAAGCCACGAGAUGGAAAAAGAGAUAGCGGCGUUUUUCAAAGACAAGGACACAAAGGGUUAUGACAGAGGCUUGGUACAAGUCUCAGACACUGUGCAGGCAAACGCAAACUACAAGGAGCGUGAUGAAGCGUUGGUGCUGGAAUGGCUCAAGACCCAUGACUACGUAUGA